CUCCUCGCCCCCCUCCUCUCUACUUUUCGGAUUGCCCGAGAGACCCUCAGUGAAGCUUCCGAGUUACUCUCCACAGACCUUACGCACUACAUCACCUCACCUCCUUCCUCAAGCACCCCGUUGAAGGGACCACUGGGCACACAUAUCGCACAGCCGCUAAUUUUUGCGAGUUCCGUUGCGAUAUUGAGGGUACUUGAGACGGAGUUUGGGUUGGAUGUGAAGAAGGCCAAGUACGUGAUGGGACACUCGUUAGGGGAAUAUGCUGCGCUCACUGCGGCGGGGGUGUUGAAAUAUGAGGAGGCGGUCAAGAUUGUUGGGUACAGGGGUUUAGUUAUGCAAGCUGCAUCUAUGAGUAACCCAGGUGGGAUGUUUGCUGUAUCAUGUCCUGCGGAUCAUAUGGGUCGGCUGGAGCGGUUCGCGGAAUCAAUUGGGGAUGUAGGGAUCGCGAAUCAUAACUCAAAGACGCAGGUCAUUAUUGCUGGUUCGAGAGACGGACUCGAGAAAGCGAAGUCCGAGAUCAGCCGCGCGGCUCGAGUAGGGUUUGGGUCUGAGGGUGAAGGAGCACGAAGGGUUGCGGUCCGGAUGACGGAUUUGGAAGUCAGCGGUGCUUUUCACUCUAUGCUCAUGGCCGAAGCAGCCAGGGACCUUAAACAGUACAUUGACGGGUUUGGCAUCUCCCUCGGUCAAGACGCACGUUUGGAUGAAUUAAAACCAGUCGUGAUCUCGAACGUUACAGCAAAACCCCACGAAACCCGCAACCUCCUGAUCGAACACCUCUACAACCACCUCACCCGCCCUGUCAGAUGGCGACAAUCGAUCGAGUAC
Molecule: messenger RNA, 825 nt
Organism: Saitoella complicata NRRL Y-17804
Lineage: Eukaryota; Fungi; Ascomycota; Saitoellomycetes; Saitoellales; Saitoellaceae
Product: FabD/lysophospholipase-like protein
Exons: 1
Biological process (GO): fatty acid biosynthetic process
Cellular component (GO): mitochondrion
Molecular function (GO): [acyl-carrier-protein] S-malonyltransferase activity
Source: RefSeq, a predicted model, not a curated record